UUCACGACGUCCUCGCUCACCUCCCUCCUCCUAUAACCCCCGUUCACCAUGCGCUGCUGUACGGCGUCCACAGCGCGCAUCCUUACGCUCUUUACACUUGUCGUCUUACUGUCACACUCUUUUGGUUCUGUCAAUGCGCAAUCUUCCACGGGCGGCGGUGUCUCGUCUCCUCUCAGUGUAGCUCCUACCGAUAUCUCAGCACCCACCUCGACACCAUCACCUCCUAGCAGUGCACCCCUUUCUAGCGCGCCUGUUCCUGCUGCCUCCUCGACACCAUCAUCCCCAGCUGCACCAGCGACACCAGCGACACCAGCGUCUUCUGCAUCCCCAUCUGCGACAUCGUCUCAGCUGGCUGCCUCGUCCAGUGGAUCUCCUCACACCCGAUCUGCUGCACAAAACCCCCAAAGUCCUACUACCUCGUCUACAUCAUUCAGCAGUACCAGUAGCUCUGCUAGCAACUCGGCCGUCAGUAGUAGCACGUCUUCCUCAACGGCCUCUUUGCCUCCGAGCUCUAUUGCCAGCACUUCUCAGCCUGGCGCGCUCACUGCUGUUCAGCCCGUCGCGACAGGGACCAACGGUGGAUUCACAUCCUAUACCACAACUUCUGGCCAGUUCAUCGUUCCAACCCCCUCAGGUUCUAGUGAGGCUCCGAGUACAACUGGUGCGGCUGAAGUAUCCUCUUCAAAGAGCUUCCUCCAAAACAAAGGUGCCAUGGCCGGAGUUUUCGGUGUUAUAGGCGUUAUUGGCGUGUUGGUCCUCAUAUUCACCGUCGUGAAGAUCAUGCAGCGGCGUGCGCGCAAACGCGAUGAGGAGGAAGAGGAAUACUUUGAGAAGUACCCAGAGCCCUCCGCUAUCGGCAUUCAUGCCAGCAGUAGCAACAACGACAGCUCAUGGAACCUCGCAAAUACGACCGCUAUGGCUCCGGCACGUACCGACGCAUACCUUGACCGUACUGUGCAUUAUGGCUCUGCUCAGGCUACCCAAGACUACAACGAGCCGCAACAGCACGAAUACCCUCCUGGUACUGCAUAUGCUGCUGCUGCUAAUGGCGGCCAAUACCAGUACACUGGCUACAGUGCCGCAGACUACAGUACUGCGCCGUCAUCCACCGGCUCCCAUCCCUUCGCGGACCCUCAGAACGUGCCACGAGCAAGGGCACCGCCUAUUGCCCAAAAACAGCGGCCGAAUACGCAGAUGGCAGACGCCUACGACGGCAUUGACGGUGGCUACGCUCAGUAAAGUCACUUCCUUUUGGUGACUUCAUCCCCCCAUCGUGCGUAUCAUCAUGGUCCAGUCCUUCAACUCUUCGAUCUUCUCGUCAUGACCCCAUCUCACGAGCUGCCUUGGGAGUUCAUACCCCGUUCUGGACCGCCUAUCCUUCCCCCCACCCUUCGUUGGAUCUGUCUGUUGACGAAACACGGAUUCUUAUCAUCUUCUUCGUGGUUCGUCAGGUAUGAGUAUGAUUUAUCUUGUAACCAUUAUACAGGUAUAGUACAGAUACUGUACGGUCGUGGUGUGAUGUGUCAUGUACCUUUCUUAUCUAUUCUGGGUCAACACAUGUAACGGCUGUAAAUUUUGCAUUCUUACCCUCG
Messenger RNA from Phanerochaete carnosa HHB-10118-sp, 1592 nucleotides. RefSeq lists its product as uncharacterized. NCBI's taxonomy places the organism in Eukaryota, Fungi, Basidiomycota, Agaricomycetes, Polyporales, Phanerochaetaceae. Bases 49 to 1239 code for a protein of 396 amino acids. The record is from RefSeq and is a predicted model, not a curated record. The transcript has 3 exons.